Alternaria burnsii is the source of this 1788-nucleotide messenger RNA. RefSeq lists its product as uncharacterized. Lineage: Eukaryota; Fungi; Ascomycota; Dothideomycetes; Pleosporales; Pleosporaceae. The transcript has 3 exons. Bases 1 to 1788 code for a protein of 595 amino acids. The record is from RefSeq and is a predicted model, not a curated record.
AUGGCACACAUUGCCAAUUGCAUGCGCUCUGAUUCCGACAAGUCUUCUGUUUAUAUAACUCUAGAAACGUCCUCCAGGAUGGUAAGCCACCCAGCUCCACUCUCCAUUGCAAUGAACUAUCAUUUGCCCCGACGUUCACGCUCACUCAGAGAUAUUCAGGCUGCCAGAGAUUCCCAAUCGCCAAGUGCUUCUUCCCACACCAAGAGUCCUUCGCUAGCAGCCCUACAUCAGCCUGCUGCAUCCAAGUACCAACUCUGGCCUUCUGCAAAAAGCCCAGUAGGACUAUCUAAGCCAAACCAAUCUUCGGACAAGUUUGCCGCCCUUUCUGCUGGCCGAUCUUCUACAUCUCUUAGUGAUACAGCCGUGCUGCCAGAGAGCAGUCUACCCUUUUGGCAGCGAACUGGAUCCUUGUCAAGAAGAAGAAAAGUCAGUGUGCCCGAGCUUGGAAGCACUAUGACUACUGUACAAGAGAUGUCCAUCGACUCCCCGACCAUCCCUGGGAGGCCACCCCUUCGUAAGCUCUCAUACGAAGCUUUUGGCCAUGAGAGAUCAUGUAGUGCUCCGGGUACCAACUGGAGGACCGGACCUUUUGGGGAUGCAAUGAUGGCUUGCGUAACAGGUCCUUCUCACGUUCCAGCUCAAAUCAUCAACGCCCCUCCUUCUGAUUUACCCAACGCUUCCGGAAGACCACUUUCUCCUAUCCUUAGUCCUGGUGCAACACCCAGACCCUACCUCAAGGUCCAGACCGCCAGCAUGGAUGAAGAAACUCGUCCACAAGUACCACCUAAAUCACCCGCUGUCGAGCGUAAAACUUCACCAGCCCCGCUGAUCCUCAACUCGAAGACAAGUCGGCCACAGAUGACAACGCCCGCCUCGACGACUUCGGGAGGUAACACACCAUUGAGUGCGAUGGACCUUCGAAGAUCGCCCAAUGGUAGUAUCCCACUACCUACUCCACCGUCGACUUUUACCAAUCCUUUCUAUGCAUCCUCACCUGCAUCCAACAGAGGCUCGCCACGCACUGAGAGGAGAGAUCCUAUCGCAACACAAUCGUUAGCUCACAACCGAAACAUGUCAGAGUCGUCGAUCAUGGAAAGAGGCCGACCUAAACGACGCAACAGCAAGAGAGAACGCAGCAGGACUGUAUCCGAGGCCGACGGUGCAGAAGCUAUCCCAGACUCUUGGAAGCUGCCCGAAGGCAUGCGCGUAUCAGAGGCUGCGAGACGAAUGAGUGAUGCCGACAAGAAGCUUCUCCACAAACAGGCAUAUGAUCAGGCUGGCAAUUUUGAGGUUCUUCACAAACGUGAUGUAGCAUCACUAUCAAGAGAACUCAGAGCUCUCGACGAGCGCUGCGAUUACCUCCGAAAGACCUACAAGUCUUUGCGAGCGGGUCGCCAAAAGCUGCACGGUCGUAUGAUCGCUUAUCUCAGGCGUGGAGAAACAGUCAUCUUUUCACGCGAAUCACUCCUCAAACAAGAAGAGGCCCUAGCCGAGCUGGACAUUUCGAUCGACGAGUUCAUCCUGAAACUUGAGCAGGCCGAAAAUCGCCGCUUGCGACUCCGGCAAAAGUUACUUGAGCAUGUCGCUGCUGCUAUCGUGCUCAACCCUAGCGCUCGGGACCAGGUAGCCGAAACUACACCACCACGGAGUCCUGUAAAGGCCGAUAGCCCUUCUCGACAUCAACGAAAAGAGACCGAGUCAAUCAAAAUUUACGCCGAUGGCCACGUUCUAAAUCUCUUCUCUGACAUCGAGAAGGCCAUCGGCAAGAUGUGCGAACAGACAUGCUAA